GCUAUUUGUUAAGAGACUCUGCUUGAGGAGUUUUUGGAGACGCUCGUCGCUUGCAGCCGCCAUGGUUCACAGCAGCAGCAGCAUCUGCAGAGUUGCCCUGCUGGUACUCUUCAGCCUCCUGGUAGCCUUCGUCCAUGCAGACACUGUUUCAGACACUGCCCCAGCAACUAGGGACAACCAAGACACCGUGUCUGGAGAUGAGCCACCCAGCGACACCACCCCCAAAACCCAAUACUUAACAGACCAUCCUUCCACCAUCGACUAUGAUGAUGCCACAGAAGUUUUCAACGAAGAGGAAGGGGCCAUGGGGCCAGGGGCCAUCACAGCCAUAGUUAUAGCAGUCUUCCUGGGAGCAUCUGUCCUCCUCGCUCUCAUCGUCAUCACACUCAGGAAGUUCACCGCCUCCUAGAGGAAACACAUAUGAUUUGUGUGUGUGUGUGUGUGUGUGUGUGUGUGCAUGUGUGCGUGUGUGUUGGUAAACCAUGACUGUUUGUGUGCCAGUUUUUCUCUGUUGCUUCUCAGUUCCAUCUUUCAACUCCAGGCUCGACCUUUGUGUAAAACGUGUCUUUUGCUUUGCUGAAAAUUGUGGCAGGCUCCUUAUCUGACUAUUUGCAGAUUUCCUAAAUACUCAAAUUGUUGCUCAACACGUCCACUUGUUGCUGGCUGGCUCUUCCAGUGCAAUGCUGUAGCACAUUUGUCACUUGUGGGUUUUUUUUUUUUAAACAUGUUGUUUUCCAGUCAUUCAUGUUUCGCCUUUCUUCAAUACAUGAUUUUGCUUCUAUGUUAGCAGGAAGUGUUUGUGGUUAUGUUUGUCUGCGUCUUACUUUUCCAAUCAGUGAGAAAUAUAUUUGAAUUUUUUUUAGCAUGCAAGGUUUAUAUUGGUCUUUCUCAGUAACUGUACCUGAAUAAUUUUCAAAAAUAUUUCCGAGGUGUCGCCGUGCAAAAGUUUUCAAGUUUGUAUUAAACCAUUAACAAACAUUUGUAGAGUCAAAUUAAGAAGAGAACAUCUUUAAAAGGGGCUUUUUCAAUGAAAGUAAACAGACGUGUUGUUUGUACCUGCAGAGCAAAUAUGCAGUUAGUGCUUGGAUGAAUGUGCCUUUUGUCUUUGCAUGUUUGUGUGGGUUUUUUUGUCUCUCUUUUUUUGCAGGAGGAAAAUUAGUAUAGUAUAUUAUGAGAUAUUUUUCUGUACAACCCAGAGUCC
This is a messenger RNA of Neolamprologus brichardi, 1201 nucleotides long. RefSeq names its product secondary ossification center associated regulator of chondrocyte maturation (gene snorc). The record is from RefSeq and is a predicted model, not a curated record. Lineage: Eukaryota; Metazoa; Chordata; Actinopteri; Cichliformes; Cichlidae. Gene Ontology annotation, biological process: cartilage development.